Malus domestica (apple) is the source of this 3004-nucleotide messenger RNA. Its product is annotated as receptor-like protein EIX1. Gene Ontology annotation, molecular function: protein binding. The record is from RefSeq and is a predicted model, not a curated record. NCBI's taxonomy places the organism in Eukaryota, Viridiplantae, Streptophyta, Magnoliopsida, Rosales, Rosaceae.
UGAUAUCUAUAUGGAUAGAGUCAUGAGAGUUGGUUCACUAGUCAGCUUUCUCCUAUGCAUUGCGUCUUUUACAGUUAGCUUAUGCAAGGGGGACCUGUAUGUGCCUUGCAAAGAACAUGAGAGACAAGCACUCCUUCUGUUCAAGAAAGAUCUUGAUGAUCCGUCAAAUAUGCUUUCCUCCUGGGGUGGUGCAAGCGAUUGUUGUAACUGGAUCGGUGUUGCCUGUGAUAAUUUAACCGGUCAUGUCCAUGAGCUCCACCUUGCUGGUAAUUAUGAUCAAGAAACUGGUGAGGAACACGGUUUGGGUGGUAAUGUAAAUCCUUCUCUACUCAAUUUAAAGCAUCUCAGCUACUUGAACUUGAGCUACAAUAAUUUUGAAGGACUACAAAUUCCUAGCUUUCUAGGUUCUCUUAAAGGUUUAAGAUAUCUUGACCUCUCGUAUGCAGGGUUCAAUGGAACCAUUCCUCAUCAGUUGGGGAAUCUCUCGAGUCUGCGUUAUCUCGACCUUUCUCACAACUUUGGUUCGAUGGUCGAGAAUCUCAAAUGGCUCUCUGGUCUUUCUCUGUUGAAACAUCUUGACAUGAGUUUUGUAGAUCUUACCAACGCAUCUCAUUGGUUACAAGCAAAUACACUCCCUUCUCUGCUAGUCGAGUUACAUUUGUCUAGUUGCGAACUUUAUCACAUACCAAGUGGUAUUGCGAACUUGACAAGUCUUAAAGUUCUUUAUCUGCACCGGAACCAUUUCAACUCUACCAUACCUAAAUGGUUGUACGGUUUGGGCCAUCUUGAGUUCCUCUUUCUUUCUCAGAAUGCUUUCCAUGGUGAAAUUUCGAGUUCCCUUGGAAACUUGACAGCCCUUGUUGAUCUUAAAUUGCGUAGCAAUCAGCUUGAAGGGGAAAUCCCAAACUCAUUGGGAAAUCUUUGUAAGUUGACUGCUAUUGAUCUAUCGUCGAACAAUUUUUGGGGGAGGGUAUCAGCAAUCUUUGAAAGUUUGUCUCGAUGUAGUUCUGGUCAAAUAUAUUAUUUAGAUUUGUUGGAUAAUAAUUUUUCAGGUCAUUUAUCUAAUCAACUUGAAAGUUUCAAAAAUUUACGUUAUCUUUAUCUUUCAAAUAAUUCAAUAUCGGGUCCCGUUCCAGUGUCUUUAGGAAAUCUAUCACUCUUAGAGGAGUUGGCCAUUGAUAACAAUUCAUUCGAGGGUGUUAUCUCUGAAGUUCAUUUUACUAAUCUUACAAGAUUGAUUAACUUUUUUGCAAAUGAGAACUCUUUGACUCUUAAAACCAGCCCAGACUGGCUUCCUCCUUUUCAACUUUCUAUCUUGACUUUAAGUUCAUUGCAUCUGGACCCAUCAGAGUUACCUGCGUGGCUCAAGAGUCAAAAACAUUUGUCCGCUCUUAACAUGUCCAAUACAGGAAUUUCAGGUACAAUUCCGAUUUGGUUUUGGAACAUUUAUUCGAAUGGUGCAUAUUUUGUGGAUCUCUCGCGUAAUCAGUUGUCCGGCGAGGUUCCAAACAUAGUUUCCGCCAACUGGCCAAAACAACAGCGUUUCGAUCCCCAAGUUUCAGGAAUCCUAAUUGACUUAAGGUCUAACCAGUUCAAUGGUUCAUUGCCUCUUGUGUCUUCGGCAGUGUCUACACUUGAUCUUUCCAAUUCAUCAUUUUCGGGAACUCUCUCUCACUUACUUUGUGAUAGGAGCGAUGUACCUAAAAACCUUCUUGUUCUUCAUCUUGGCAACAAUCUCCUCACUGGAGAAAUUCCUGAUUGUCGGUUACAUUGGCCAAACUUGACAGUUGUGAAUUUAGAAGACAACAAUUUGAUGGGGAAAAUUCCAAGCUCUAUCGGGGACCUACUUUCCCUUCGAUCUUUGCACUUGCGCAAUAAUAAGCUAUCUGGAGAAUUACCUGUGUCCCUACAAAACUGUGAGCAGUUGUUACUUCUUGACCUUGGUGGAAACAAGUUUGCUGGAAGCUUUCCAAUAUGGUUUGGCCAAAGCUUGGUAGUUCUUAGUCUUCGUUCAAAUCAGUUCCAUGGCGCCAUUCCUUAUAAGCUCUGUAGUCUCACAAAUCUCCAAAUCUUGGACCUUGCGCAUAACAAUAUUUCGGGAACGAUACCCAGAUGUUUCCAAAAUUUGUCAUCCAUGGCCAAUACCUUUUCAAGCGAAGGACCUACCAGUAUUCAAUUCUUGGAUGCUUCUUUUUUCGGUUUUGGUCUUUUUGGGGAGUCCUACACAGAGACUGCAGUUUUUGUGACCAAAGGAAGAGAAGUGAACUAUAACACAAUGCUUCGGUUGGUCGCUAGUUUGGACCUUUCCAACAACAUGUUAACUGGAGAAAUCCCGGAAGCACUGACCAGUCUCAUUAGCUUACAAACGUUGAAUUUAUCCGAUAAUCUUCUGACUGGAAGAAUCCCUUCCAAAAUCGGUGAUAUGAGAAUGUUAGAGUCGCUUGAUUUGUCCGUGAACCAACUUUGUGGCGAAGUUUCUCCAAGCAUCUCAAACUUGACAUUUCUCAAUUAUCUGAAUUUGUCCUAUAACAAUCUGAUAGGGCAGAUUCCGAAAGGCACUCAGCUUCAAAGCUUUGAUAUGUCUAGUUAUGCUGGCAAUAAACUUUGCGGACCUCCAUUGGAAGAGUGUCACAGUACAAAAGAGGCCAUGCCACCGGUAGGUGAUGAGAAGCACGGAGAAGGUCAUUUACUUGAAGAUGGCGGGUUCUAUCUGAGCUUGGGGCUUGGAUUUGCAUUUGGGUUUUGGAUUGUUCUUGGUUCAUUGUUGUCUAAUUUGCCGUGGAGCAAUGCACUUUCUCAGUUCCAAAAUAUUAUUGUGAAGAAGCUCUAUGUUGUAAUCGUUAAACGUCAUUAAUUAUUCUGUGCAGAUAGAGGGAGUUUGUGUGGUUUGUUUCUACUUUUUUGCUAUACAGAUAGAAUGUUACACUGUUGUAUGCUUCUUUGUUUCUAAAUCUGGCAUGUUUGCACAAAUAUUUACAAGAACAAAAAUGAAUAAGUAACUGAU